Molecule: messenger RNA, 499 nt
Organism: Saitoella complicata NRRL Y-17804
Lineage: Eukaryota; Fungi; Ascomycota; Saitoellomycetes; Saitoellales; Saitoellaceae
Exons: 3
Coding region: 40-330 (96 amino acids)
Source: RefSeq, a predicted model, not a curated record
CUACGUUACACCCCCCUCGAAGAAAUCACAUCCAGCGCAAUGUUCUUUCCUUUCGGACAGAAGCCACCACCAUUGCCCCCGAAGGGGAAGCACAUUCGAAACAUCAUCGUCGCCCUACCGUUCUUCCUGGUCACAAGUUGGGUCUUGUACAGAAGAGUGGUUCUCGGUGAAGAGCGAAAGGUGAUGCCAGCCGACAAGCAUGUCUCGCCUCUCAACAUGGUGACGGGAUGGGAGGAGGUUCAGCAGGUGAAAGACGCGGAGAGGGCGGAGAGGGCGAAGAUUCCGAAGAUUCCGGAGAUACCUGAUUUGGAGUUGCCUGGGAUGAAAUAGGAGAGCCUAAUAAAAAUAUAUGAGCGGAUUUGUAACGGGAGGGAUGAUGUUUCGGUUUGAUUUUGAGCACUAACAAUAUGGGACAUGGCUGGCAUUGAUCACUUCGAUCACUUUACGUGGAUGGAUAUAUCAUCAACGUUAACGACGAUGAACGAAGGCAGUACUCUAC